Messenger RNA from Octopus bimaculoides (California two-spot octopus), 1054 nucleotides. RefSeq lists its product as uncharacterized. Lineage: Eukaryota; Metazoa; Mollusca; Cephalopoda; Octopoda; Octopodidae. Gene Ontology annotation, cellular component: nucleus. The record is from RefSeq and is a predicted model, not a curated record. Gene Ontology annotation, biological process: negative regulation of cell cycle; negative regulation of DNA replication.
UAAAAAAAGCAAAAAUAAAAAUAAAGAUGACAUGUAUCGAAGCGCGAGGGUGAGUGAGAAAACGGAAGUGACCUUUGUCGUUGCUAAAACAAACAAGAAAAAAAUUAAACCAAUCAAAAUCGCGCCUACAAAUGUAGCGGGAAAUUUGGAGGAAGUAAAGUUUGGAAGAGAAGCAGUAAUCAGCUGUUCGCCAUUUGUAUUUACUUCUGCUGCCUCAGUUGUAUACUUAUAUCAAACCAUGGGAAAGAAAUGCCAGUUGUCGAAUAAGAGAGAUUCUUUGCAGGAACUCCAGCCAUGUGCAACAGUUGGUUCCACACAUCUAGUGGGCAAAAGUGGAUUAAUUCCUACCAAGUCAGGAAAAUCGAAGUUGGUUGAUUCCACACAGAGAACACUUGUUUUGCAAGACUCAAAGCUGAACUUAAACUCACCGAAACCAGAAGGGAAGGCAACAGAAACUGAGAGAAGGCUUGUGCAGACCUCCAACAUAGAGAGCGCAGAAAAGGAGGCUAAUGAAUUAAUGUGUGAAACAAAUAUUCCUGAAACCUACUGGAAAGAUUAUUCUGAACAACAACGGCAAGCCCUUGCUGAAACUUUAGAAGAAAAUAAAGCAUUACAUGAGGAAAACAAACAAUUAAAGUCCAAAGUUGAGGAACUGACUUUUGAAAAUGACAUGUUAAAACAUGAAAAUGAAACAUUAUCUGAGCUGGCAUCAAAAGCUGAGGAUUUUGCAAAUCUUGUACAGUCUGCCAUUGGUGAAUCAGAAAAUACAGAAGACAAAGAAGGGUCUGCUGAUGCUACAUCUACUGAGGAAAGCCAAAGUUUAUAAUGGAAUUAAAAAAAUUAUACUGCUUUAUUUUAUUUUAUUUUAAUUUUUAUGUAAAUAAACAUGAAUUUUUUGGAUGACAGUAACUAUCUAGUGAAAGUUUACUGUAGCUAUAUUGAUCUCUAAUUUUUAACUUAUAUAUUUUAAAAACUUAAAUAUAAUGGGUGUGUGCAUGUGUAGAUGCAAGCAUGGCAAUGUGGUUCAGAAACUUGCUUUGCAACCACUUGGUUU